Molecule: messenger RNA, 1197 nt
Organism: Acanthisitta chloris (rifleman)
Lineage: Eukaryota; Metazoa; Chordata; Aves; Passeriformes; Acanthisittidae
Product: glucocorticoid receptor-like
Exons: 1
Coding region: 1-1179 (392 amino acids)
Biological process (GO): nuclear receptor-mediated glucocorticoid signaling pathway; regulation of DNA-templated transcription
Cellular component (GO): nucleus
Molecular function (GO): nuclear glucocorticoid receptor activity; steroid binding; DNA binding
Source: RefSeq, a predicted model, not a curated record
AUGGAUUCCAAAGAAUUGCUUAACCCAUCGGAUCAGGACGAAGCAAGGAAAAAUGCGCUCAUCAGUACCAAAGGAGGGAUCGUGAUGGACUUCCAUCCACCCUUCAGGGGUGGAGCUACUGUCCAAGCCCCUGUGUCUUCAUCUCCUCUCCCCGCGUCUUCUCAGUCCGAUUCAGGUCAGCAACCUGCUUUGGCUGACUUUUCAAAAGGAUUAGGAAACAAUGUGCCUCAGCCAGACCUCUCCAAGGCAGUAUCGCUCUCGAUGGGACUAUACAUGGGUGAAACAGACACGAAAGUGAUGGGAAAUGACCUUGGAUUUUCGCACCAGGGCCAAAUCGGCAUCUCCUCUGGAGAGACGGACUUCAGGCUCCUGGAGGAAAGCAUUGCCAGCCUGAACAAGUCCUCGAGCCUGGCGGAGGACGCGAAGGGAGCUGUGUCUUCUGAGGUGCCGCUCGAGCCGGAUUUCCCGGGCAUGGCUGGCCGCAGCGUCCCUGCAGAGUCAGGAGCUGCAGUCCAAAGCCAGGCUGGCUCCAAUGGUGGCACCUUGAAGCUGUUCUCUGAAGACCAAAGCACCCUGGAUAUCCUCCAGGACCUAGAACUGCCGCCGGUGUCGCCUGGCAAGGAGCCCAAUGGGAGCCCGUGGAGGCUGGACCCGUUGCUGGACGAUGGUGGUUUGCUGUCCCCCAUCUCCGCCGACGACGCUUUCCUCCUGGAGGGCAGUCUGGACGAGGACUGCAAGCCUCCCAUUCUGUCUGACACUAAACCUAAAAUUAAUGACCGUGGUGACCUUUUACCCAGUUCCAAAAUGCCAAUGCCUCAAGUGAAAACAGAAAAGGAAGACUUCAUUGAACUCUGUACUCCUGGCAUCAAGCAGGAAAACAUGGGCCCACUGUACUGCCAGGCCAGCUUCUCCACGCCGAACCUGCUGGGAACGAAAGUCUCGGCCAUCUCCAUCCAUGGCGUCAGCACCUCUGGGGGACAGAUGUACCACUAUGAUUUGAACACUGCGUCGCUCUCGCAGCAGCAGGAUCAGAAACCAAUCUUUAAUAUCAUUCCAUCUCUUCCUGCCGGGUCAGAAAAUUGGAAUAGGUGCCAGGGAUCGGGGGACGAGGCGCUGGCUCCGCUGGGAACGCUCAACCUCUCGGGCAGACCUGCUUUCUCUAAUGGCUAUUCAAGGUAAUUAGUUUUGGUUGCUCUU